GUGGUGUAGAACCUCCUCGUGAACAGUAUAGAGUGUUCACAUCAAGACGAUGGAUAUGGAUAGUAUGAGAAAGCUGAAACUUCUCAUGUGGAAAAACCUCACGCUGAGGAGAAGGCAACCGGUACUUACUGUGUUGGAGAUUUUGUGGCCUUUGGUUCUGAUGGUUGUUUUGGUUAUUAUUCGUCAGAGCAAUGAACCAGUGAAUGUUGGAUCACGAAUGUACAACUCACGAGCACUGCCAUCAGCUGGUCUUAUUCCAUUUCUGCAAAGUACUUUUUGUGGAUGUGAUCCGAUAGCGAAACAUGCCUAUAAUGGUACAUGGAAUGACACCAAUACCUUUUACACCUUUAAUUCAGCUGUGACUGCACUGUUGCGUAAUGCAACAUUAAUGCUGCAAGAUCCAAACAUUGAUCUUGCCAAAGUUUCUCAUCGUCAACACAACCAGCAAUUAGCCUCAAUGAACAAUACCUCACUGUAUCAGCAGUAUCAAGGUGACCUUAAUAUGCUACAAGAAGAUUGUGCUACUUUGGCACGAAUGGAACAUUAUCUGAAAGCUCCAUUAUACCAGUUGGCCAGCAAUUUUCCAUCAGACACUGAGUCAAAAGAUUUGACAACUGACCAAUUAGGCAAGCUGUUGGUCCACUUUUUCUGCGGUCAGUCUUUGAGACAUUGUCUUGAACAAUGUACCAACUGUAAAAGUUCAACUACAAAUUAUUGGGCCGUGAUUCCUGGUAAAAAUUCCCUUCCUCAAAAGUUGCUGCGAGGUAUUCAGAUACUUUAUGCUCCAGACAAACUGAGUGUGAGGCAGGUAAUUACAGAGGCUAAUCGAACAUUUGCUGAAAUUGAAACUGUGAAGCAUAUCUUGAAUCGUUUUCUUGAACACUACAGAGUUCUUUCUCAGACUGCUAUUAACAAACAAAAUUGUGCUUUUGCAAAAUCUGUUUUUGAUCCAGCUGAUGUGGAAUCAGUGACUAACACUUCAGCUACCCCUUCUACUCUCUAUGUAGCUGAAGUGUUUCAAAUGAUAAUGAACAGGAUUAAGAUCCAAUGGAUUGGGUGCUCCAAUGAAACAGAACUUGAGAAGCAUGCAGCUUUACAGUCAUUGGCUGGGUCUGCAGUAUGGGCAGGUGUUGUUUUUGAAAAUUUGGAUGAUAAAGGAUUGCUGAAGAAAGAUGUACGGUACACAAUUAGAAUGAAUGAAACAUUUGUUUACUCUCCAAACAAACUGAGAAAUUCAUAUUGGACACCUGGUCCUGAGUCAUUUCGUGUGCACACAGCGUAUGAAACAAUGGGAUUUAAUUACAUUCAGGACAUGAUCGAUAGAGGAAUUGUCAAUGUUCUUACAAACAACACAGUUAAUGAGCCUGGUGGAUAUCUGCAAAGAUUUCCUUAUCCUUGCUUUAUUUAUGACAGUUUUGCUUCAGCUCUUUCUACAACACUGCCUUUGUUUAUGUGCAUUGCUUGGGUACUCUCAGUGUCUAUGGUUAUUCAAAAUGUUGUACAUGAACAAGAACAUCGUCUGAAAGAGAUGAUGAAAAUAAUGGGAUUGCCAGUGUUGUCCUUUUGGCUCUCGUGGUUUAGCACAAGCUUUAUUAUCAUGGGGAUUUCGGCUGCAUUACUAACAGCUCUCAUGUCGUUUGGUGGUGUGCUUGCAAACAGUAACUUUCUAAUUGUUUUACUGUUUAUGCUGAACUUCACAGUUGCAACGAUCAUGCUUAGCUUUGUUAUCUCAACGUUCUUUAAUAAGGCAAAUUUUGCUGCUUUGUGUGGUGGUUUAAUGUACAUGUUGACAUUUUUGCCAUUCAUCAUCUAUUUGAACAAUGAAACUGAAUUUGGUUUUUCCCUAAAAGCAGCACUGUCUUUAUUGUCAACAACUGCAUUUGGAGCUGCUGGGAUGUAUCUUGCUCGGUACGAAGAACAAGGCAUUGGAAUACAGUGGCACAACAUCAGAAGGAAUGUGCUGCCAGGUGAUGAGUUUAGUUUUCUUACGGCAAAUGCUUUCAUUUUUCUUGACACCAUUUUUUAUGCAAUCAUAGUAUGGUACGUAGACAGCGUCUUCCCAGGUAAAUAUGGCAUUCCUCGGCCGUGGUACUUUCUAUUUAUGACAUCAUACUGGAGAGAGGUGUUUGGCUGUACAAAUUUGAAAUUGAAGUUUACAGCUCAUGGAAAUCGUAAUAGCUACACAUCUGUGCUAUCAGAGACUUCUGGAGAAGAUGCAGUAACUGCAGCUGAGGCUGACUCAACCAAUUUAGAGAUUGGUGUGUCUAUUUGUCAUUUAGUCAAGGUUUACGAUGGCAAGAAACGUGUGGUUGAUGAUCUGUCACUGAACUUCUACAAGGGGCAAAUCACUGCAGUUCUGGGACAUAACGGAGCUGGAAAAACUACAACACUGAGUGUUGUCUGUGGUCUCUUUCCUCCCACAUCUGGCACAGUGUCUGUUGAAGGCUUGAAUAUUGUGAGCAAUGUUGAUGAGAUCAGGAAGACUGUUGGACUAUGUCCCCAACAGGAUGUUCUCUACAGCAGACUAACAGUAGCUGAACAUUUGUGGCUGUUUGCUAAAUUAAAGGGCAUCAGAAUUUCUGACAAAGAGUUGAAACUGGAAAUUAAAAGGUGGCUAAGGAAUCUUCAUUUUAUGGACAAAUGUAAUGCAAAAAUCAGCACACUGUCUGGUGGCAUGAAGAGGAAGCUUUCUGUUGCUAUGGCUUUUAUUGGAGGCUCAAAGGUAGUGAUUCUGGAUGAACCAACAGCUGGUGUAGAUCCACAUGCAAGAAGAAGCAUAUGGGAUAUAAUAAUCAAUCACCGAGACAAUUGCACCGUGAUUCUUUCAACUCACUACAUGGAUGAAGCUGAUGUUCUUGGUGAUCGCAUUGCCAUUAUUUCUCAUGGUAAAUUGUCUUGCGUUGGUUCUUCUCAGUUUCUAAAGCGUCGGUUUUUUGAUGGCUACUACCUCACUGUGACCAAGCAGCACGAGGAACCUCUCGUCUCUUUAUUGACUCAGAGUGGCUCUGCACAAAGUCUCUCUAACUGCUUUACCAUUUCAGGACAGGCAGGUAUGUCUAACUCUCAAUGUGCUUCAGCCAACGAUGAUUUUUCACAUGAAGUUAGUGCAUCAGACAUUAAUUGUAGCAGGUCAGAUGUUGCUAGUCCACUUGGGGCAAGGAUAGUUCACAUGUUUGCAGGCAAUAAUGAUGGUUUUAAUCAAAGCACAAGUCAACGUGGGUCAAGAUCAAAGAAUGUGACUGAGAAUGUCACCGCUGUUUUGAAGAGUCACAUUCCUGAUACUGAUUUGAUAGAAGAUCUUGGCAAUGAAAUCUCCUUUUUGUUGCCAACUGGAUCAGCGAAUGGUCAUCAGCUUGCAUCUCUGCUAUGUGAUCUUGAUCGACAGAGGGAACAAUUGGGUAUUGCAAGUUAUGGCAUAUCAGAUAUGUCAUUAGCUGAGGUGUUUCUGACUGUAACAAAUGAAGCUGAAGAAGCUGAGGCAGAGGCCACAUAUUGUGCUACGAUCUUCAACAAAUUGAGGAAAGGUGCAAGGAAUCAGAGGAAGCGGUCAUCAUUAUCAUGGCAGUCAGAGGAUGGGCACAUGCUGUCGAAGCCUGAUGAAGGGAAUGAAUCAGAAUCUUGUGAGGCACAAUCUAAUGGAGAUGCCGGAACUUUGACAGUGACAGGAAAGCGUUUGCUGCUGCAUCAGUUCAAGGCAUUGUUUAUAAAACGGUUUUGCAACAGUCUGAAAUACACAAGAGGGCUUUUUGCGCAACUCAUAUUGCCGGCUGUGUUUAUCUCUAUUGCUCUCUUGUUCAAGAUGCUUGCUUCACAUCAUUCCAAUGGGAUCAUAGAGCUGACACCUAGUCUCUAUCCUGGUGACAUGUACAUUCCUUUUAAGAACUUUCAACCUUGGCAAAAACAAGCUGUGAAUUUGACAAAGACAUUGGCUCAGCCAUGUGGUGCAUCAGCUCACUAUCUUGUCAGCAAUAUGUCGCUAGUGAGGUGUCAUCAGUAUUUACAGUACAUGCAGUCGCAUUGUCAUUUACCAAACAAAUACUGGACUAAUUCUACUAACGUUGCUUCAUCAUCGAAUGCAACAUGUAGCUGCGUGUCUCAUAAACAGCAAUGUCCUGCAGGUGUUGUUGCUCCUUCUCCUCCAUCACUUUUGACUGUAGAUGAUCUAACUCUUCAAGACUUAACUGACAAGAAGAACAUGUCAGACUACAUUCUGAAAUCAACAGAUGAGUAUAUUUUGCACAGAUAUGGGGGUGUAAGCUUUGGUCAUGAAAAUCAGGAAUAUGCUGAGCCGUUGCCAGGAGUCUACCAUGACGAUCUGCAGCUUUUUGGUGUGAGAAAAGCUGCUAAAGCUUGGUAUACAAACAAGGGAUAUCAUUCUCCUCCGAUUUACCUGAAUGUAUUGAAUAAUGUCAUACUGAGAAAUCAUUUUGAUCAGUCUGCAGAUUCAUUAGAAUAUGGUAUUACUACUUUGUCUCACCCAUUCAAUCAGACUGUUGUGCAGCUAAUUGAAGACAAAAUGCGAUCAGGAAUUGAUCUUAUUGUUGCUUUGUGCGUCAUAUUUGCCUUGUCAUUUGUUCCACCAUCGUUUAUUAUGUUUCUUAUACAAGAGCGUGCAACUGGUGCAAAACAUCUGCAGCUUGCUUGUGGUGUAAACCCAGUUGUCUACUGGCUGGCAAACUACUUUUGGGACAUGUGCAACUACAUGGUUACUGUUCUUCUCGUUGUCGUCAUUUUUCUUGCUUUUGGUGAAGACGUUUACACAUCAGGAGACAGCUUCUCGGCAGUUGUUGUCUUAUUCGUUCUUCACGGUUGGGCGAUGAUUCCUAUGAUGUAUCCUGUUACGUUUGUGUUCAAGAACAGUAGCACAGCUUAUGUUGUUAGCAUGGCUGCAUGUGUACUGAUCGGAUUUGUGACAACAUCAACUACCCUUGUCUUGCAGCUUGUUGAGGAAGCAGAACAUGGAUGGAUUGCUGGUAGUACAGUGAGCAGUCAACUUCGUACUGUAUUUAUUGUCUUUCCUAACUACUGCGUUGGUCGUGGUUUAAUGGAUAUUGCCUAUAACCAUUACAAGCUUGCUGCUACACAAGAACUCCAGAGCUUUGGUGUUUCAACUGAUGUAGUUGGUCUUUUCUCUCUGAGCCAAGAUGCAGUCGGUCGAAGCAUUAUUAGUAUGCUGAUUUCCGGUUUGGUCUUCUUUUUUGUUGUACUUCUUGUGGAGUACAAGAUCUUCCUGCCAUCACUGUGUUGGUCCCACAAGAUUGUGGACCCGAUCGAUAGAGAUCAUGAAGAAAGAGAAAGUGAUGAUGCGGAUGUAGCUGAAGAGAGAAGGAAGAUUGUGAACAGUCCAUCACCUGAUACUGUAUUAAAGAUACAGAACAUAACGAAAAUGUAUCACUCGUGCAUCUCUAAAUCGAAAGUACUGGCUGUAAAUGGCUUGUCUCUUGGAAUACUGAAAGGAGAGUGUUUUGGUCUUCUUGGAGUGAAUGGCGCAGGCAAGACAACUCUGUUCAAGAUGCUAACUGGAGAUGUGUCAGUCACUUCAGGGGACGCAUCAUUUCUGAACCACAGUGUGACAGGUGAUAUUCAUGCAGUGAGACGAAAUAUUGGUUAUUGUCCACAGUUCAAUGCUCUUAAUGAUUUGCUAACUGGGCGUGAACAUUUGACAUUUUAUGCACGAUUGAAGGGUAUUGCUGAACCAGAAAUAAGAAAGGUUGUUGAAUGGUGCAUUCACAAGCUGGCUCUGUCACGUUAUGCUGAUGUGCGUGCUGGCAAAUACAGUGGAGGCAACAAGAGAAAGUUGACUGCAGCAAUUGCACUCAUUGGACAACCUGCUGUUGUGUUCAUGGAUGAACCAACCACUGGAAUGGACCCAAAGUCCAGACGAUUCUUGUGGUCUGUAAUCAACAGUCUAGUUCAGGACGGACGAUCGAUCGUUCUGUCAUCACACAGUAUGGAAGAGUGUGAAGCAAUUUGCACUCGAAUUGGAAUCAUGGUCAAUGGGAAACUAAAAUGCUUAGGAAGUCCUCUUCAUCUAAAGAACAAGUUUGGAGAUGGUUACACUGUGACUGUUCGUGUUGCUGGUUCUCGCCCUAAUCUUGAGCCAACAAAGACAUUCUUCAGUAGCUCAUUUCCAGGAGCUGAGUUGAAGGAGGAGCAUCAUAAAAUGCUGGAAUACCAGUUAUCCUCCAGUUUGUCGCAACUACCAAGCAUCUUUAGUCAACUGGAAAGUAGCAAGGAAGAUCUACAGAUUGAGGACUACUCCGUAUCACAGACUACGUUGGAUAGAGUGUUUCUUCACUUUGCAAAGCAGCAAUGCGGCUUCGUUGGUGUUUCUUCAGCUUCAAAGAGUACGUCUUUAAGAUCUAAAUUUGGCGCUUUUUAUACUGCUCGAAAACAGCAAGUAACUCUUGCAGAAAUCAGUGAAGAUCUUGAAUCUGUACAUUUGUUGCAGCAAGAAUCAGAGGAAGAGAUAACAGAAUAGGAUCUGAAGUUCUUGAUAGUAUUAGAGUCGAACUGCAAAAUAGUACAGGACAUGAAAUUUAGAUGCUGAUUUAAUUACAAUGAACAGUUUGGUGAAGCUCAACAUUGUUGAUAUUACUUGCUUUGUUUUUGAAAACGUUUGUAAACGGAAGACGAAGUUUGAGAUCACCUUGUCCUGUGUAAGCCCUGAGAUGACUUAACACACCUAUUUCGUGCGAGUAUUUUUCUUGUAAAGUUGAGGAUAUUGAAUCAGCAUCUGGAGCAUUUAAAAUAGU
Corticium candelabrum is the source of this 6755-nucleotide messenger RNA. RefSeq names its product retinal-specific phospholipid-transporting ATPase ABCA4-like. Gene Ontology annotation, cellular component: intracellular membrane-bounded organelle; membrane. The record is from RefSeq and is a predicted model, not a curated record. The transcript has 40 exons. Gene Ontology annotation, biological process: transmembrane transport; lipid transport. The coding region runs from base 50 to 6481 and encodes 2143 amino acids. NCBI's taxonomy places the organism in Eukaryota, Metazoa, Porifera, Homoscleromorpha, Homosclerophorida, Plakinidae. Gene Ontology annotation, molecular function: ABC-type transporter activity; ATP hydrolysis activity; ATP binding.